Molecule: messenger RNA, 1777 nt
Organism: Lycium barbarum (goji berry)
Lineage: Eukaryota; Viridiplantae; Streptophyta; Magnoliopsida; Solanales; Solanaceae
Exons: 7
Coding region: 148-1524 (458 amino acids)
Cellular component (GO): membrane
Source: RefSeq, a predicted model, not a curated record
CAUAUGUUUCCUAAUAUUGUCACAUUUAUUUUUACUGGAACUUACUAUUCGUCUCUUGAUGAAUACUAAUAAUAUCUAGAACCAACAAAACGACCAGGUAAAGUACUCCCAAUCACGACCCAACACGUAGCACUAGUAAGGGCAUUUAUGUCUUUUCAGACGGCGAAUAUAAGCCGGAUCGGUUGGCUCAAGAGCGUGGCCGGCGAAGUAGCCGGAGCUCAACCAGCUAUGGCGACAGCUUUGCCGUGCACGACGGCCAUCGACUCCAGUAUAAGACUACUCUCACCAUCUUCCUCUCCUCUCACUUCGCUACGAUUCUACUCCGUCAACAGACGCCGUCACUCUUCGACUGGUAACAAUUGUAUUAGGGCGAAGAAUGGAGUUCGGUAUUCUGUAGAACCACCAAAUGAGGGGAAAAGGAAGAAGAGUAGGAAUCUAAGUCUGAAAUCGUUGUUAAGAAGACGAUCGAUGUGGAAAAGGAUACUGUUUGCAUCGACCAAGAUGAGGAGCAUCAUUUUGCUCAAUGUCACUGCUGUCAUUUAUGCUAGUAAUAUCCCUGUAGUCAAAGAAAUUGAAGGAGUUGUUGAUCCUGGGAUCUUCAAUGUCGUGCGAUUUGCUUCUGCAGCAAUUCCCUUUCUCCCUUUUGUACUCCGAGCGAAUGAUACUCGGACCCGUAAUGCAGGGAUAGAGUUGGGUUUUUGGGUAAGCUUAGGCUACCUUAUGCAAGCAAUUGGAUUGCUCACAUCUGAUGCUGGACGAGCUUCUUUUCUUUCUAUGCUCACAAUUGUUGUGGUUCCCUUGCUUGAUGGCAUGUUAGGAUCCAUAAUUCCUGCACGCACCUGGUUUGGAGCUCUCAUGUCGAUGUUUGGUAUUGUGAUGUUGGAAUCCAGUGGCUCACCUCCAUGUGUUGGAGAUUUGUUAAACUUCUUAAGUGCACUCUUUUUUGGGGUUCAUUUGCUACGAACUGAACAUAUAUCACGAAGUACUAGUAAAGAGGACUUUAUACCACUCCUUGGCUAUGAGAUGUUGGUUGUUGCUCUUGUAUCAACCUUGUGGUACUUUAUUGGAGGCUCAUUUUUUGGUACUCAAGCAGUAAAUCUGUCAGACUGGACAUGGUCAACAUUCUGGAGUUCAACUUUGUCAUUUCCCUGGAUACCUGCUCUUUACACUGGCUUAUUUUCAACUGGAUUAUGUCUAUGGAUAGAGAUGGCUGCCAUGUCUAAUGUGUCAGCAACAGAGACUGCAAUAAUUUAUGGCCUGGAACCAGUAUGGGGUGCUGGGUUUGCCUGGUUUCUCCUUGGUGAGAGAUGGGGUUUAAGUGGAUGGAUUGGGGCCGCCCUUGUGUUAGGUGGAAGUCUAUCAGUUCAGAUAGUUGGAGCUUCAUCUUCUUCUUUAUCAGGACAAGUUGAAAAAGUUAUUCAGGAUGAUGAGUUAUCAUCAAUUUCUGAUAAAAGGAACAAUAUUCGUGCUUCACCACUUGUUAUUAGCUGCAAGGAAGAUCCAACUGACUUGUUGCGGAAAUGAUGAGUGUUGUUAUGUUGAUGCUUCUUUCUUGCGAUGUAUAUAUUAGGUGCGUCUUGUCUAAUCCAGAAAUAUAGUAUCUCAGCAGUGUGCAUGUACAUAACAAUAUACAGUUUUUACAAAUGAAAUCUUAGUAUACUUAGUUUUCCUCUGUUCUCAACUUAUAAGAAAACUAGUAUACGUACCCGCGCGAUGCGCGGUCAGUUGAUUAGUGUAGUCAUGAGUAUACAGGUUUAUUGAACAAUUUCAUGAUUCA